This is a messenger RNA of Cryphonectria parasitica EP155, 1463 nucleotides long. RefSeq names its product alpha/beta-hydrolase. Lineage: Eukaryota; Fungi; Ascomycota; Sordariomycetes; Diaporthales; Cryphonectriaceae. The coding region runs from base 1 to 1389 and encodes 462 amino acids. The record is from RefSeq and is a predicted model, not a curated record. The transcript is spliced from 3 exons. Gene Ontology annotation, molecular function: hydrolase activity.
AUGUCAGCCGCAACACUCACCCGUCCACCACCGACCCACGCAUCCCAAGCCGUCCGGAGGCCUACAGAGUCACAGCACGACAAUGGCUCUCUUGAUCACAUGCACAGAAAACGAAAGAGGCAGAAGAAGAGCAGGUAUCCACCGCCGUUCACACAAAAGGUCGGCCUUGCGGCGCAGGUCUAUGGCCUCCAGGGACUGUUGGGCACAGCAACAUGGUUCCAGGGAUGGCGGGAAUGGCUCUACCCGCCGGGUGGCGGACCGAACAUUGUGAAAGCCUACGAGGUGCGGCCGAGCUUCGGCGUGCGCAUCUUCUUCCCGGUAUCCUAUGACCUCACGUCCCCACAAACACUCCCGACCGUCUUCUCGAUCCACGGCGGCGGCUUCUGCCUCGGUGCAGCCCGUGAUGACGAUGAGUGGAACAGGGCGUUUGCAGACUCGCAGGAGAUGCUUGUCAUAAGCCUGCCGUACUCCAAGGCCCCGCGCGCCCCGUUCCCCGCUGCACUGCACGAUCUGGAGUCCCUAUACCUGGCUGUUCUAAGCGACGAGAGUCUGCCCAUCGAUCGGACGUCAGUUGCAGUGCUUGGCUACGACGCCGGCGGGAAUCUCGCCCUAGGCCUAAGCCAGCUGCUUGCCAUGCGCAAGAAUACAGUGUUCCCCUCUGCGGCGGUCAGUAUCUCGGGCUACCUCGACCUCGAGAGGUCCGCAGCGGAGAAGUCACAAAACAGGCCUUACAGGGCUGACCUGCUACCGUGGCCGCGAAACGGGACAGUCGACCCGCUGGCGAGCACGCACGAAGCGUAUGUGUGGGGGUACACGCCGUACGGGCACGAUCUCAGAGACCCGCUCCUGAGUCCUGCAUACGCGACUUGGACUGACGAGGACGGGGCUGGUGCUAGUGGUGCAGGUAGAGGAGGACAGGGAGGAAGAAGUGGUGGGCUUCCGCAGCAUGUUUGUCUUGUUGGGGCUGAGCUGGACAUGUUGGCUCACGAGAGCUGGCGGCUAGCCUGUCGUCUGGUCCGGGACGGCGGCGUGAAGAGGGGCGACGGGCAGUAUGAGAAAUGGAGAGUGCCUGACCCGGAUGCCGAUGAUCUUUCCGAGAAGAUCUGUGGGCGGGGCCAAUCUGGGCAAGGCGAGAUGGACCAAAAGGCUGAUGAUGGUCUGAGCCUGCGCCAUAGGUCUGGGUUUGAAGUACGCUGGGCCAACACGGGCAGUGCCUCUCCUGAUGGAAGCGUAAAGUGGAUACUGGUCCCAGAUGAACUCCAUGGGUUCGACCGUGUCGUAGCCUCUCGUGCCGGAGCAACACAACUACAGCCUGCGCAGCAUCGUGAUACUAACGCGUGUGUGGGAGAGAUCGGAGAGUGGUUGCGCGAGACUGUUUGGGGGAUAUGACUGAUUGAUUCCCUUGCUUUUCGGCAGAAUCUACUACUGUAGAAUAAUCCCAACCAACCUCUUGCAUUCGUUCC